AUGAGCGCCUCCGAGGACUCCCAAGCCGACCGCCACUACGAACGAUUGGAGGAGACUCGUCGGCGAGCAAUCAAAAUCGAGAACGAAAUCAAUCGCGCUCUCGGACAAGCUAAAUCUCGCGAAGGUCUCGAAGAGGCGCUCACGAUUGCGCUUCAGUUCCAAUCGGUCUUGAUCGAGUUGAACAGACGAGAGGCGGAAAGGUGUUAUCAGGAGGUUCACGUCGAUAAGCUGAUAAAGCUCGAGGCACAGAAGCAAUUGAAGAGACUGCAGAAAGAGGAGCUGGUACAGGGAGUCGAGAGACGGAAGCAGCUCAAGAAACAGGAGCCUCGACACUGA
Molecule: messenger RNA, 336 nt
Organism: Zasmidium cellare ATCC 36951
Lineage: Eukaryota; Fungi; Ascomycota; Dothideomycetes; Mycosphaerellales; Mycosphaerellaceae
Exons: 1
Coding region: 1-336 (111 amino acids)
Source: RefSeq, a predicted model, not a curated record